This is a messenger RNA of Akanthomyces muscarius, 1119 nucleotides long. RefSeq lists its product as uncharacterized. The record is from RefSeq and is a predicted model, not a curated record. The coding region runs from base 1 to 1119 and encodes 372 amino acids. Lineage: Eukaryota; Fungi; Ascomycota; Sordariomycetes; Hypocreales; Cordycipitaceae. The transcript has a single exon.
AUGUCUCUCGUCGAGCUGCCGCACCCUGCCACCCUCCCCGCCGCCUCCAUUCCAGACGACCACACCGCGACAGAGCUCCCGUCGACUUAUAACCCGUCGUCCGCCUGCAGCUCGCCUCGUCCGCGGUCGCUCACACUGUCCAUUGAACAAACCACAUCCACCACCUCCAACAGCCCCGUCAUUGACCAGCUCCCCGACGACAUGCUUUCGAUACACUCCACCAAGAGCGAGUCCUUUGUGUCGGCCGGCGGCGCGCCCGCGCUGCCCGCCAAGAGCGCCCUCCGCGCCUCGAGGCUGCUCGCCACGAUGCCGCAGAAGCUGCCCCAGGACCGCCCCGUCCUCACACACGCCGCGCCUCACCUGGUCUACCUGUCGUCCGAGGAGGACGGCUCGUCGUCGGCCGACGACCUCUCCGACCUCGAGUCGUUUGACUCGGACAGCGAGGAGUCGCUCGACGGCUACGUCGCCCACGGCGAGUUUGCCCGCGCCGUCUCCGUCAUCUUUUCCGGAAAGCCCUCUAUGAUCAACCUCACCGGCCGCAGCGCCUCGCUCGCGUCGUUUCGACGCCCCUCGGACGACGGUGCCCUGCGCAGCACCCUGACGGAGCCCAUGCUCGGCCGCAUCCGCUCUGCGUCGUCCACCACCUCGAGCCUCGCCUCCAGCCUCAACCAUCCGCCUCGCUCCAGCAGCAUCAACACCGCCAGCCUGGACAAGCGCCGCCCCAAGUUCCUGCACGUCGACCCCUUUGCCGCCAGCAAGACGGACAAGGACGACAGCGACAGCCUUCGGACGCCCAAGACGCCCACCGCCAUGUUCUCUCGCGCCUUUAGCAACCUGGUCAAGAAGCGCAGCCGCCCUACCCUGAGCCCGGCGACCCGCGACAACGAGCUCACCCACAUGGAGCAGGUUGGUGAGGAGGCGCUGGAAGAGCUUCGCGAGGAGCCUUCCUCGCCCAGGUCGACACCUGCCGGGCCCGUCAAGUACCAGGAUAUCAUGGCAGCCGCCAAGAAGAAUGCUCAGCACAGCACGCCAGCACCCGCCACGCCCACAUCACCAAACAGUGCCAAGAAUGGCCUGCGCAGUUUUUCGCUCAGCAGACGGAUGAGUGUCCGUGCAUAA